AUGUCCCGGAGGCUCUCUCAGGUGUGCCGCCAGCCCCCCAAGCUCCCAUCCCCAUCCUCCGCGUGGGCCUCCUCCCCGAUCCGUGCUGUGGACCCCUCUAGGCCUCCCGCCGCAGAAGGCCCGAGGGACCCUCCCGCGUCGUCCAGCGGCGGCCCCCAGGUGCCCCCCAGCAGUGGUGAGAGCGAACUGUGGGGCGCGCUGAUGUGUGCUGUGCGCUCAGAUCUGCUCCCGGCCGGCCGGCCGCCGCCCCCGCUGCCUACCUUCCCCCGCCAGGAAGUGGGGCCGGAGCUCCCUGCAGCCGCGGAGGUCUUCACUGUAGGGACCAAGGCCUUUACCUGGACACCCUUUCCGCCAGCCCGCGGGGGCCCUGCUGAUAGGCCGCGUCCCCGGGGGUCCCCUGCCCCAUCCUUGGAAGGACAGCGUGUGCCUGAUUCCUGCCCGGCUCCAAGCCCACAGCAGCUGCUGACCCUGCGGAGCUGCCCCCUAUGCCAGAAGGAGUUCGCCCCUGAGAUGGCCCAGCUGGAUGUGGACAGCCACCUCGCACAGUGCCUGGCCGAGAGCACGGAAGACGUGGAAUGGUAGCUGCUGGGGGCAGCGUGGGGACCCAGUGCCCUGCCCAACCCUUGUCUCCAGGCCUGCACAUUAAAUUGGGCUCUCACCAGUGAGA
Octodon degus (degu) is the source of this 667-nucleotide messenger RNA. It is a transcript of the gene Faap20, whose product is annotated as Fanconi anemia core complex associated protein 20. The transcript has 4 exons. The coding region runs from base 1 to 582 and encodes 193 amino acids. The record is from RefSeq and is a predicted model, not a curated record. Gene Ontology annotation, biological process: DNA damage response. Lineage: Eukaryota; Metazoa; Chordata; Mammalia; Rodentia; Octodontidae. Gene Ontology annotation, molecular function: K63-linked polyubiquitin modification-dependent protein binding; ubiquitin binding.